Trichoderma asperellum CBS 433.97 is the source of this 1470-nucleotide messenger RNA. RefSeq lists its product as uncharacterized. The record is from RefSeq and is a predicted model, not a curated record. Gene Ontology annotation, molecular function: acid phosphatase activity. NCBI's taxonomy places the organism in Eukaryota, Fungi, Ascomycota, Sordariomycetes, Hypocreales, Hypocreaceae.
UAUCCUCUCCUCUUUUCGAAAGACUGGUCCGAUAUAGAAAUUCGCCAUCGCUUAAUCUAUCCUUGUCUGACUCGUCGCCGCCACCGAUCUUCACCCCACUAAUAAGCGGCCUAGCGUCCAGGUCCGCGAUCGCAAUAUCGCAACUUGGAGAUUUCGCAGCUCCAACUUUUUCUUAUUUUUGCAAACUUGUCUUCUCUGUCUUCCUCUCUAUAAAUUCAGCCAGCAAUAUCUCCCACAACCGCCAUCGCCAUCGCCAUCGCCAUCGCCAUCGCCAUGCCUCGAAAAUUGUCGUUUCCAACCUCUUCCUCCACCCUCUCUCUCGCCUCCUCCGCCGCUGGCACUCCCGUAACUCCAACCUUCAGCUCUACGCCAUCAGGUCUAUCAUCAACUCCCAUAUCGGCAACCCCCUCUCCCUUUCCGCGCGCCGAUCUGCCUGCCUCACUGUGUGAUCCUUCACUGCCGUUCCCACGACUCAUCGUCUUUGACCUGGACUACACGCUCUGGCCGUUCUGGGUAGACACGCAUGUCACCCCGCCGCUGAAGAUCAACGCUACGCAUACCGGCGCCACGGACCGCACAGGCGAGGAUUUUGCGUUUUACGGCGAGGUGCCCGAGAUAUUAGCCGUGCUGCCAUAUCUCAAUGGCCCGAACAAGAUAAAACUGGGCGUGGCGUCGCGGACGAGCGCCCCGAGUUUGGCCCGCGAGCUGCUCAAGGGAAUGCACAUUCCGCCAACGGCAUCCUUCCAGGACGAGGAAGCCGGCGGCAGUAGUAGAAAGUCGUCGGCGCUGGCGAAGAAGAAGGUAUCGAUUGAUGUGUUUGAUGGAGGACUGGAGAUAUACCCCGGAAGUAAAAUCAAGCAUUUCGAGGCCUUGCAGAAGCGAACGGGCAUUCGAUUCGAAGAUAUGCUGUUUUUCGAUGACGAGUCGAGAAAUCGAGAGACGGAGCAGUUGGGCUUGACGAUGAAGCUGGUUGUGGAUGGAGUUACGUGGGAAGAGAUUGGGCAGGGAAUAGAGCUAUGGAGAAGCAGAAGGGGGAGGGUUUAAUAGAGCAAGAGAAAGAAUAUAUAUAUACAUACAUGCACAUGCACACAUAUAUACACCACAGCUACGUAUAGAGUAUGGAGAUUUGGAAGGGCAGCUAGAACAUAGAGGAAACAAUCGAGCAAUCAAAUAGUCAUCAUUCAGGCAUAUUGAAUCCAUUUCCCCAAACCAAGCCCUAUCAAAAAUUAUCCACACCUGUGUAAGAAAAUAAAUCAACCAUUCUCCGCAGAUAUUUGGUAUAUUCCAAGUCCAGUUAUAUAUUCCCAACCCAGUUAACAUUAAUACUCCUCACUUCCCCAUCCUCGUCUUAUCCAACGUGACCAAGUUUCCUCCUCUUCUCCUCUCAAAGACGAAGAUGAUGAAAGUUUAAAAAAAAGAAAAAAAAUCUCCAACAAUGUCAAAACCACGCAAAUCGUCUGUCUCCCUCUA